UCGCAUGGGGUGUGCGGGCGCCCAGGAGCCGCGAGCUGCGUGUUGGGGGAAGCCCUUGCUGGUGCAGAGACCUGGGUGCACGCCGCUGCCCUUCCACAGGAAGCAGGAGCCGGGCAUCGCCGGAGGGGCCGACAGGGCUCCCUUUGGCAGCGCAGCGCCGGGGCAAGCUGCGGGGGGAACGAGGAACGCAGGCAGUGUAAGAUCAGCUUCUUUGCUCCGCCGAAAGCAGCGCUUCCCUGUGGGUGUUUGUCGCGCUGCCUCGCUCCCCGCAGCCUCCAGGGCCGAGCGCUCUGGGUUUCGUGGCCCACGUUGCACCCUAGCCGGCUCGAGGGAGGGUUGGGGCUACGCUCACACCCCACGGACGGGCACGUUCAUGCGGUGAAAUGUCUGUAAGUAGUGAAUGAAACAUGGUUCUGAAAAACUAGUUUCUUCUCAUGCAAGUAUUUGGCCUGUAGUGUAACACUAUUAAUUUCAAAGGAUAGUGAUUGGUGGGCGGUGUGGAGGUGAAACAUUGAACUUGUUCGACAUGUAAUUUGCUGUUGCCCUCGCAGGCAUGGCCAGCAUGUUGCAAGUGGACUGUAUGGGAAAAUGCUUUUCUUGUUAAGAUCCUUAUAAUAUUGUUCCAUUGUCGUAAAUAAUGUAAAUGCCAUAGAAAAUUUGUCGAGUUUCUUUUUCGAAUUGAGAUCAGAGUGAAUAUUGAAGGGACGCGAUGGGAUGCUUAAGUAUUGGAGGCAGAGGGCGUGUGUAAGGAGCAUUAAGUGAACUGAAGUUACUGUAACUAGGCACACUUUUGAUGUUGACGAUAAUAGCCUUUUCCAGGGUCUUCUUUGUAGUCACACGUUAAGUAUACGUGUGCAUUUUCUCAGCCACUUACUUGGCAUGCAAAUAUUAUUUCUCUGGGGGCUUAAAAAAUGCCAGAGGAUGAUUCAUUUUUUUAGUGACUGCGUAAAUGGUCUCUGCUGAUGUUUUGAUGUUUGCACGAUUUGAAAGCAAGUCGUUUUCCAUGGGUCUCUAAGUUUACCUUUUAUUUUAAUCAAACAUCACUGCAAGAAUGUUAGAUUUCAAUUGUGGCACGGUUUCUGUCUGGAUGGUAUCCAAGAUGACAGGCUAGGUCCUUCCUUCUGGCUUUAUGUGCCAAUCUGGAAAAUGCAGAGAGAUGCAGAUAGUUCCUAUUCCUAUUCCUAAAGUCUUCUAAACAAACAUUUUCUUAAGGGUAGGUCUGGUUGUGAAUGCUGCUUUCUUCUGCCCCAAGUCAAAUGUGUCCUGGGCGGCAGGGUGAUGCUAGCUCAAUGCGCAAGCACUUUGGUACUUGCGCACCUGGUUGCAGCAGAGCCCCAUUCUUCCAACAGAGCUACAUUUACUAUUAGCCUAACAGGAUGCAGCUUUUGAGGUUGCUUGGAAACACCAAACUUGCAUAGCUACUCAUUUCAAGGUUUUGUUAAGUUUCUGUGUUGGGCAUUGGAGUAUUUAUACAGUCUUUUGAGGUUUAGCUUUUAAACCUUUCUCAAAGAACAUACUACUGGAUGCAUUAAUGAAAAUGACAGCUACAGUGAUGGAACAUGAGGGAUGCUAAUACACGUCUUAACUCUUUGGAAGCCUGGUACAUUCACUUCGGUUUGUACAGGUCAUUCACUGGAAUAUUGAUCAUGGAUUGAAAUGAACUUGGCAGUGGAGGCUUAGUUUGAGAUGGGGACCAUGUUUGAUUCCUAACCAUUUUUCAUAUCCCAAGUCACUGUGGAGAGACUCAAGCAUACCGGGGUGCUUUGUAAAGCUUUCCAAAUGCCAGAGCUGGAGGACUUUCUUGUUUGCCUUCUUGCAGUAAGCUGUGUUUACUCAUAAUGAGAAGUUACAUUCUAAAAAUUAAAGUAAACAAGCUGUAUCACCUAAUGUUAUGUGGCAGUGUGUCAGAGCCAUGUAAAGCACUCACCUUUGUUAUUUUCUGUGUCUGCCAAGGCUGAUCAAGAGAAGUGCAGUUUGGUAUCUUAGCGCAAGAAUUUGUGGUUAAUCACUCAGUUGUGUUUAUUAACAUGUCUAGAAUAUAAAUCAAAUAAUACAUAUCCGGAUGCUAAAGGAAACACUGAGGCCAUCAGUUUCAGCUCCGUUAUGAGGACUGGCUGUUCUGGGAUUGGAACAGAUACUGUAUCCAUGUAGUUUCCACUUCUGGGAUAAACAACUUACUUGACAGGCUGGCUUUUGAGGGCUUUAUUCCUUUGGAGUAACAGAGGGGUAGUGUAAAAAGGACCUGAGGUUCAGUUUUUGAAGAUAAACGAUAGGGAAAGGUAAGGGUGACAUUUCCUGUAUUUUUACCUUGUAGUUUCUUUACCGAAGAAAAUAAAAAAAUAGCACUAGAUUUUGGUAUAAUUUCAUUUUAUUUAUUGAAGAAAGCAUUUUAGUCAGAAAAUUCUGGGGUGGCCCUAAUUUAACAAAUGUAGUAGGCCAAGUAUAUUAUGCAUACACGUGUAUAUAUACAUAUGUGUGUAUGCGUAUAUAUUUUUUAACUUUAGUAAAGCAGUGUUUGAGCUUUGAACUCCUCAUACGCAGGUACCAGCAUUUGCAGAUAUACGAGAACAGUCCAGGCAGUGGACCAUUUAAGCAAAAGAGAGGGGUGGAUAGCUCCUUUGUUCUUGCAACUGGUUUUCGAAGAAUUGAAAUAAAGCAGGAAGAACAGAGAAACGGCAUCCAUUAGUAUGCUACUCAAAACAUUCUUGCUUUUUUUUGUGUGCCCACAGCCUCGUUUUAGAAGCUGUCCAGAGCAAGAAAGAGUGGUGGUGAUUGGGCCACCAUCCAUCCUGUGGUUAUCACUAAAGCCUGCUGACCAAUAUAUGGAGUGGAAACAAAAUGUCAGUCAGUGUGCAUGAGAACCGCAAGUCCAGGGCCAGCACUGGCUCCAUCAACAUCUACCUGUUUCACAAGUCCUCCUAUGCUGACAGUGUUCUCACGCACUUGAACCUUCUGCGCCAACAGCGCCUCUUCACCGAUGUCCUUCUCCAUGCCGGAAACCGGACCUUCCCCUGCCACCGGGCCGUGCUGGCUGCGUGCAGCCGCUAUUUUGAAGCCAUGUUCAGUGGUGGCCUGAAGGAGAGCCAGGACAACGAAGUCAACUUCGACAACUCCAUCCAUCCAGAAGUCUUGGAGCUGCUGCUUGACUACGCGUACUCCUCCCGGGUCAUCAUCAAUGAAGAAAACGCAGAAUCGCUCCUAGAAGCCGGUGACAUGCUGGAGUUUCAAGACAUACGGGAUGCGUGCGCGGAGUUCCUGGAGAAGAACCUCCAUCCCACCAACUGCCUGGGGAUGCUGCUGCUGUCUGACGCCCACCAGUGCACCAAGCUGUACGAACUCGCCUGGAGGAUGUGUCUCAGCAACUUCCAAACCAUCAGAAAAAACGAAGAUUUCCUCCAGCUGCCCCAGGACAUGGUGGUGCAGCUCUUGUCCAGCGAAGAGCUGGAGACCGAAGAUGAAAGGCUUGUGUAUGAGUCUGCAAUUAACUGGAUCAGCUAUGACCUGAAGAAGCGCUACUGCUACCUCCCGGAACUGCUGCAGACAGUGAGGCUGGCUCUCCUGCCUGCCAUCUAUCUCAUGGAGAAUGUAGCCAUGGAGGAACUCAUCACCAAGCAGAGAAAGAGCAAGGAGAUUGUGGAAGAGGCCAUCAGGUGCAAAUUGAAAAUCCUGCAGAAUGACGGGGUGGUGACCAGCCUGUGCGCCCGCCCUCGGAAAACCGGCCAUGCCCUCUUCCUGCUGGGUGGACAGACUUUCAUGUGUGACAAACUGUACCUGGUAGACCAGAAGGCCAAAGAAAUCAUCCCCAAGGCCGACAUCCCCAGCCCAAGAAAAGAGUUUAGUGCAUGUGCAAUUGGCUGCAAAGUAUACAUUACUGGAGGGCGGGGAUCAGAAAAUGGCGUCUCAAAAGAUGUCUGGGUUUAUGAUACCCUGCAUGAGGAGUGGUCCAAAGCUGCCCCCAUGCUGGUGGCCAGGUUUGGCCACGGCUCUGCUGAACUUAAGCACUGCCUGUAUGUGGUUGGGGGGCACACGGCCGCAACUGGCUGCCUCCCAGCCUCCCCCUCAGUCUCUCUAAAGCAAGUAGAACAGUAUGACCCCACAACCAACAAAUGGACCAUGGUGGCCCCACUCCGAGAAGGCGUUAGCAAUGCCGCGGUAGUGAGUGCCAAACUCAAGUUGUUUGCUUUUGGAGGUACCAGCGUCAGUCAUGACAAGCUCCCCAAGGUUCAGUGUUAUGAUCAGUGUGAAAACAGGUGGACGGUACCAGCCACCUGCCCCCAGCCCUGGCGUUACACAGCAGCAGCCGUGCUGGGUAACCAGAUUUUUAUUAUGGGGGGAGAUACAGAGUUCUCCGCCUGCUCUGCUUACAAAUUCAACAGUGAGACUUACCAGUGGACCAAGGUAGGAGACGUGACAGCAAAGCGCAUGAGCUGCCAUGCUGUGGCCUCUGGAAACAAGCUCUACGUGGUUGGAGGCUACUUUGGCAUUCAACGAUGCAAAACAUUGGACUGCUAUGACCCAACCUUAGAUGUGUGGAACAGCAUAACCACGGUCCCAUACUCGCUGAUUCCUACUGCAUUUGUCAGCACCUGGAAACAUCUGCCAUCUUAAGUGCAGUGCAUCUUAAAUAGUAUGAGCUCACUAUCACUUGGUAAGACAAUAUGAGAUUUCUACUUUGGAGAAGCCAAAUUUAACAAAAAGAAAGAAAAGAAAAAGGAGAAGAAGUUGCGACGAGAUGAAUAAAAUCCGCUGCACCUUGUAAAUGCUCUAACUGGAUAUGAAGGAAGAGGGGCGGGGGAGGGGUGGGAUGUUCAGUGCAAGUCGCACAUGGUUUAAAUAUGAAUGAACAAACCUGUGAUCUAGUGCUUGUCUUGUAAUUGUGGAUUAAUGUCAGCGUUAAUCAGCCCCUCAAAGAGAGAGAAAAGCCAGAUCUUUUCCCUUGCUGUACCAUAUUCAGCAUUUGAUUUCCAUGGGUUCCACCAUUUAUGUGUAAAAUUUGAAAUGGUUGUCACCUCUCUCAGCGGAGUGAGCUUGAAGCCUCUCCACCAGCUGCCGCUGGAGGCUGGUCAGAUUCAAAGCCCAACUGUGGAGUGAGGAGAGAAGCUGGCUGGAGAAUGAGGACCGCAUGGACUCCACCUUCAUCUAUAAGGGGUUGUGCUCCCCAGGAAGGUUCCUGAACAAUGGGGGGAUUGUUGGUAGAUGUUCUUUAUUAUUUAUAAGUGACUUUAAACUUUAUCUUGGCUGGUAGGAAACUUGUUAUAAAUUUAGCUAUUUAUUGUUUGAUGCCUGCAUGCUGAAACAAUGCUAUAGUUGUCUUCACGUGUGUGGACAUGUGUGAAUGGUUGUAUGUUUUGCACAUUUUGUGGCGGUCGGGGUGUGCUUAGCUGCACAGAAAUGAAAAGUUUUCAUGUUACAAUUUAGAGUAUAACUGGAGGGUGGGCUCGGGGUGGGUGGGUUUUUUUUUUAAAUGUUAAGACAGGAAAGGGUUAGACAAAUUUGAAUUGCAUCCUAAAGGCAGAGGAACUGUGAUUAGUUUUCUUAGACUUACCAACUUUGAAUGGGGUGUCAUGGGGUCUGCUUAUGCUGAUGGCUGGCGGGGUGAGAGGAGACUUCCUUCUGCCCAUCUCCCUCCUGUCUGGUUCACCUCAUUCGGUCUCAGCUACUGAAAUUUGGAAAGGACCAAACUGCUUUACCGUUUUUGUUUGUUUUUGUAGCAAUAUCCUGAAAUCCUGGAAAUUUUUAUCAAGUAGCUCUGUAUAUAGGGCACAGGCAGGGGCACUGUCCAAAGUUUAUUUAUUUAUUUAUUACAGUAUGAGAAUGCUUCGCCAUAACCACUGUUAAAGGGGAAAAACUGAAAUAUCACAGAUGCAAAUUAAUUCAUUGACCAGAUUUGCUUGGCCUGGACUCACUAUUCUGUAUUCUUACCAUACCAUUCAGCGAGUGUUAGAAGCUUACCAAGACGAUAUUCACAUUGGUACAAUGUCUACAUAGUGCUCUCCUUUAGGUAAGUCUCAAAGAACACUUUGGUGCAUGUAAGUGGCACAUUUGGCCACAAGACACCAAAGAAUUGUAGGCAGUUGCCCCCACUGAGAGGUUUUCCGAUCUAGUUGGGAGUUAGUUGUGAAUAUGUUCUUUGCUAGUUUGAGUGCUUGUUUACUAAACACGUGCCGUGAUAGGUAUUAGUGCUAGACUCAAAAAGUGCUUCCCCAAAGGUGUCUGGGGAAGACCAAAGUUUGCAACUCGCACUGCUUUUGUCGAUGUUUCUCACAUUACUGUAUUUUUAGAAAAUAGGCUUUAAGGCUGAUAACCUUUUAUAUCGUGAGUGUGUUUGCAUUGUCUAAUGACAGAUAAAUCCUUAACAUUUCUUUCCACCUGAAUACUUUAGACUAAUUGUACAUGAAUAACACUCUCUGUCCAUGCCAUGAAUAAGUGGGUUAUACUUGGACCAAAAUAAAUGAGCCGUUGGAAUAAAAGAAUCCCAAUACUUUCCAACAGUCAGUCUCUCAUUCCUGGAUAUGUUCUAAGCAAUGCAAAUAUCUCAUUGUCCUGGUGGCAUAGUCAGUGUCUUUAUAUUGUAGCAGUUACAGCUCUGUAGUUUAUGAUGCAAAUCAGCAGAGAUGUGUGUGUCACUGCAUGGCUUCUGAAAGCAGGAUGAAUUUUCUGCAGCUGGUUCAGAGUUGUGGUCUGUCCUUGAAUGGUCUAUUAAUUACUGUGUGUGAGCCAGAGGGAGCCGCGCUAAGGGUGGGCCCCCAGCCCGCAGGGAACUUUCUGGACUCUGGCUCUUUGAAUUGAUGUAGGCAUUUGGGCUCACUACUUGACCAUUCUCACCCUGUGAAACGUCCCACACUUUGAAGCAAAUACAAUUCACAGCACAGUGCACACAAAAACCUUGGCAUAAGACAGAGAAGGUUCUUCUCAUUUUGUGGGCUGGUUGCUGUAGAAACGGAUAACAAAGGGCAGCCUUCCACUUCUGGUAUAAUUGUGUAGCCCCUUUUCUCUGGGCUUGACACCUGUCUGAAUAAGAGUGAUUAGAGCUGAAUUAAUAUCCCUUCCUUGGCUAUUGAAUAUGUGGUCCAUGUACAAAACUGUGUAAGUGGAAGAAGUAAAAUGUUCGUGUUCAUAUGUACUUGCUUGCUACGACUACGCUUUUGAAGUUUUGUAAAACUUUUUUUUUUCACAAUGUGAAACUGAAGGUCAAUAAAUUAUUAGAGAUUUUCUCUUCAUUGUGUGUGGUUCUUCAUUUGAAUACGACAAUUUUAGGCAUCGAGAACAGUCUUUCUAUUUAAUUGAAGGAUAUUUCAAAUAUUGUCUGAAUGCGUUUUCACCAUUUAGCUACAUACACUGAUUAAUUUUACAAGUUAAAUAAUCAAAUUUUUUCGACCUUUUAGGAUAUUUUUUUAAGCAAGGGAAAAUACCUCAUUUAUGGGUUAUUCAUAGAAUUUCAUGGAGGCUCCAGUUUCUUAAAAUUCCUCAUAAUUAUCUUUCAAUGAAGAAUUCAUAAACUAUAAAAGCCACAUAGCAUGUGGUCCUCAGACAACAUAUGUUAUAUUAGAAGGAAUUUAAUUUUCGUAUUACUAAUGUGGCUUAUGUUUUGACAAAAGGUGUUAGAAUUGGGGCUGGAAUUCAGUCUUUUUUCAUCUGCUGACUUGAAAAAUCAUUUAAAGUCAGAAUAUAUGCAUAUUAUUUCCAUGUUAUGGCAUGGGAAACCACGAGUUUAACCCCUCAGGUACACUUAGCUUCUUCCAAUUUGUACGCUGACUUAAGCGGGCUCAGUAUGAGGCCAAAUGAAACCUCCCGAACCCACCUUGUGAUUGCCUCGUGUCUUGAUGAGAUGCGCCUUCAUCACUUGCGAAGGACCCCUCAUUGUUUUAGCGUGCAGUGCAAUGUUGGGCAUAAUCUUUUUUUUGGAUAGCAAAUGAAUACUACCUAAUUGGAACUCUAGGAGAGCUCACAAAUAGCAGAAUGCAAUUAUGGCCUUUGGACUUUGACCAAGAUGCCAGAGCAGAUGCCUCAGUUUUUACAGAAGGAUCAUUCCAUUCCAUGCUGGGCGAGGCUGGUCUGGAGCCAAGCCUUUCAGAACAAGUGUCUGAGUCCUCAGAUUGCCAGUGCACAAUGUUGAUGACCCAUAGAAAUCUUGUUGACAACACCACAUGUAUGAUAGGGUGGAAAGGAAAGUUAGCAGUUAGGAGCCAACAGAGGGCUUGAAUGCUUAGAAACUAAGUUUUGAUGUUAAUCCUCAGAAGGGUUGAGAAUAUUUUAUAUAGAGAUGAUUGUGAACAGGUCUCAUCCUUACCAUCUAAGGAUAUAUAGACAGAUUAGCAUAAAGGAAAACCCAAACCCAUUGCCAUCGAGGUGAUUUUAACUCAUAGCGACACUAUAGGACAGAGUAGAAGUGCCCCAUAGGGUUUCCAAGGCUGUAAUCUUUACAGAAGCAGACCACCACAUCUUUCUCCCUCAGAGCGACUGGUAGGUUUGAACUGCUUACCUUCUGGUUAGCAGCUGAGCACUUAACCAGUACACCACCACAGUUCCUUAGCAUAAAGAAGAUAUUUUAAAUUCUGAAUUUUCAUUGAGAGAAUAGUAGGAUCAUCCAAAAUGGUGGUUGCCUUCAGCUGCAUGUAAUAGAAAUCUGACCACAGUGGCUUCAUUGAGGAAAUGUCUGGAGACCAGCAGCCCAGGACUGGCACAGCACCCUACAAGGCCAUCAGUGGUCCAGGGCUCUUCUGACUUCCUAGCUUUGCCAUCCUGGGAAUGGGCCUCUGUUCCUCAUGCUUGCAAGAUGGCAGCCGUAUCUCCAGGCAUCACAUCUACUUUCCAGAGAGCAAGGAUGAAGACAGGCAAAAGGGAAAAGGCAUAUGCC
Loxodonta africana (African savanna elephant) is the source of this 8857-nucleotide messenger RNA. It is a transcript of the gene ENC1, whose product is annotated as ectodermal-neural cortex 1. NCBI's taxonomy places the organism in Eukaryota, Metazoa, Chordata, Mammalia, Proboscidea, Elephantidae. The transcript is spliced from 3 exons. The record is from RefSeq and is a predicted model, not a curated record. Gene Ontology annotation, molecular function: protein binding. Bases 2839 to 4608 code for a protein of 589 amino acids.